UCUGUGUGUGAAAGUGUGUGAGAUGGGGGAAUAUGUCCACAUACUUGUGCAUCAUUAAUCUCUACUUCCUUUCUUGCUUCUGGAUCACCUUGACCAUAGAGGCAAAUACAAAUCUGAGUGGACAGGUGUGUGCAUGUGUGUGAGUGAAUGAUAAGAAAGCAUCCGACUGGUCUGAGGGAUGGCAAAUUGAAAUAGCCCAGGUGAGGAGGAGACUCAGGACUUUCCUCUUCCCCCUUCUCCUCCUCCUACACUCCCUCCCUCCCUGUGACGCGGUGUGCAUGAGUGUUUGGUGUGUGUGUGUGUGUGUGUGUGUGUGUGGGUGAGAAAGCGAAACAGGUCAGCAGUGCUUCAGCAGACUGGGAACCUUCACAGGAGGAAGCAGCCCUCUGCAGACUCAGAUCUUUGCUGAAUGGGAUUAUCAAGAGAGGACUUCUUUAGUUAAGAGCGUAUCUACAUCAAGGUUAACAUCUUAACCAUCAUCCAAACUCCAGAUACAAGUCCACUGGGUUCAGGGCCUGCACGCUUUUAGCAACUAUGGCAAAAACCGACGGCUGAGCCUCUCGGAGACCCCCUUCAACAGAGGAGGAUGGGUGAUGGACCCGUAAAAUUCAGCAAAUUCCCUCCUCUUCAUUUCAACCUCUCAUGGAGAAUCCCAUCAGACCAAGGCCCUCCUGGAACAACGCGUCCGCAUCCACAUUCCAAAACUCUUUUCAGCCAAAUGUGUCUAAUGUAAUCAGGCAAAACGGAACUGCUGCGAAUGGGAUAGAUCUGAAUCAGACCUUGGGGCUUUGCGCUAUGCUCGUCAUGGACAUUCUAGCAAUUGUGGGGAACUUGGCUGUGAUGAUUGUGAUCACUAAAACACCACAGCUGAGGAAGUUUGCCUUUGUGUUCCACCUCUGUCUGGUGGACCUGCUGGCAGCACUGCUGGUGAUGCCUCUGGGGAUGCUGUCAGACCGUAUUCUGGAGGAUGAGGCUCUCUGCCGCAGCUACCUCUGUCUGAGUGUUUGUCUAGUGAGUGCUGCCAUCCUCACCAUCUGUGCGAUCAACGUGGAGCGGUACUACUACAUUGUCUAUCCCAUGCGUCAUGAGGUGAAGAUGACUGUUGGGGUGGUGGUAGCAGUGCUAGUUGCAAUCUGGAUUAAAGCUCUCAUCAUGUCAAUGUUGCCCUUGCUAGGAUAUCUGCUCCAAGGGACUCCCACUGUGGGGACUCCUGGAGACCUAGUUCCCAGUCAGAGACACUGUUCCCUCCACUGGACUGGAGGAAGGACCACACGACUAAUUUUCAUGGUUUUCUUUACUGUAAUCUAUUUUCUGUGCCCUAUGCUGAUCAUUUUGGUGGUCUACUGCAAUAUGUUCAAGGUGGCCCGAGUGGCAUCCAUGCAUCGUGGUCCAAACCCCACUUGGGUAGAAACUUCGAGGCAACGCUCCGACUCUGUGAGCAGCCACUCCACCAUGGCAGCAAGCCUUGCAGGCACUGGAGCACGUGCAACUCCUCAAAGGACCUUCAGUGGCGGGAAGGCCGCAGCAGUUUUGGUGGCAGUCGGAGGUCAGUUCUUCUGCUGCUGGCUGCCAUAUUUCUCCUUUCACCUCUACUCGGCUGUCAUUUCAACCUCUCCGGCCUCCCUGAUCCAACUGGAGGACGUGGUCACAUGGAUUGGCUAUUUCUGCUUCACCUCCAACCCCUUUUUCUAUGGCUGCCUGAACCGACAGAUUCGAGAAGAGCUGGGCCGCCACCUGGCUUGUAUUUUCAAAAAGGCCGCACCAACAGAGGGAGAGCAGCUACCCAGCCGUGAAGCCUCCAUCGAGGAGAACUUUUUGCAGUUCCUUCAGGGCACUGGAUGCAAUCUGGAGCCCUGCAACUCUCACAGCAGAGUCACCCCAGAGGAGGCAGGAACUGAGGGUCUUCAGGAAUCAGCUGUUGAGCAGAACACGCCAGCUGACUUCCAUGUCCCAGGGCAGAUCCUCGAGGAAACGGCAGAGUUCAUGCAGCAUCAACGGCUAAACAAUGAGCUUUGUGUAUUGAAAAACUGCUGCAAGACUGUGCCAGAGAUAUAGCUGCCUCAUAUACUGUUUCUUGCACCAAGUAAUAACACAAUGACGAUUUUUUGUUUUAUUCAUAGUGUUUGUUAUUUAUGUGGCAACAAUUUCUUUGGGCAAUAAAUCCAGGAGACAGCAAGAUUUGGUUUAAGAGUAUGCUUUUGGUUAGAACUCUAACUCUUAAAGACUUACAGUUUGGACUUUAAUGACUGCCACUUUACGUGUUUUGGGCGUCAUAUGGUGUCAUGCAGUUUUUGCUCUGCGUCACAUAACAUUUCAUGUUUUGGUUACAGUUCAAGUGAAGUGAUGAUCUUCAUAUAAACAUGAAGAGGCUCUCAAACAUGGCUAGAAGGUAAAUCAGGGAAAGAGAUGUUUUAAAUGCUGAGUGACUGCUGUAGUUUUCAGAAAUGUGUUUUAUUUAUGAAGUGUUUAACAUCAUUAACCCUACAGAGAAACAGACUGAUAUCAGUGGUAACAGAACUAAUGCACAAAGAAAAGCACUAUUUUCAAAUGGAAAACAUUGCAUUUCUGUACUUAUUUGUUGUCCUUCAGAUCCUUUUAUUUAAAGUUUUUAAAUUUUGAAAUAAGAAGGAAACUCAUUGACAAUUAGAUCCAGUUAACUCAGAAAUAAAGAGCUAUGAAAUAACAAUUCUCAAGCUUUGUUUAAAUUAUUUUUUAAGUACUGCUUUAAAGUAGCCUAUGCUGAAAUUAGCAAAACAUGACUUGAACAAGGAUAUAAACAAUUUUCCCUCAUAGCUCUGCUUUAAAGCUUACUCCAGAGUUGAAUGUUUUGUGUUUGUGCUCAUUAGCUAAGUUGGGGUUUAUGUCAUGCUUUGAUGGAAGUUCUGACAUUAUAUGUUAAUGGAGCAAAACAUUAGUAGCAAGGUUGCUUGGGUUCACUGUCUUCUCCUACAUCAUACUGAGUUUGUUUUUAUCUUGCAAUUAAAUGACUGCAGAAUUUCCUUUGAGUACAGCUUAACGCAGCCCAAUAACAGUGUGAAUACCAAAGGAUUUAAACAAUUGAAUAAAAAUAGAAAACAAUAUAAAAAAGCAACAUAAAAAGCAAAGCUUACCAGUUUUAAGAAAUACGUUUUUUACUGUUUUCAUCAUGAACUUAUUUUAUGUUUUUAUUUAAAAAAAACAAGGAAUUAAACAAUGUGAAAGGCUUUAAAUAAAAGUUUUGUGUCAACGUUUUGAAACUUUUAUUAAUUAAACUUUUAUUAAUUAAACUUUUAUUUAUGAACAGGAUUGUUUCACAGCUUUGUCUGGUAUUUAUAAUAAACAGCCUGGCAGUGUAUUUUUAGUCAUUUUCCAGAAUCUUAUUAUCAUGUUUAUCUGUUCUUAGUCUUGUGAUUAUCACCUCUUCACCAAAAUGGGAAACUCGUGAUUUCAUUCCCUUCCACUCAAAGACAAACAUUGUGGCUGAUUUAGUUUGUUUAGGAGCAGCGCAGUGUAAAAGGGUUUUAGGCUCUUUCAGAGAACAGCCGCGCCAUGUUAGAAACACUACAGGAAUAAAACACCCUGUGAUGUCUGUGCUGUUUACAGGUAAACAUCAGAGCGGUGUGAGCGCUCUCGUGUUUGUGCAAUAAACAACCAGGCUUGUUGUGGCUACACAUAGCACAGAGGUGUGACAACGCUCGCAGACAUGGAAAGCUUUGCCUUUGGCCUUGUUUAGCAGCAAAUGGAAGACAUUGAGACACUUUUUCUCUUUCUAGAAGAAUAGCAAAGCACUGUGCUCAAGUCACACGAGUGGAGACCAAUUUUCCCAAGAAGACAGAUAUGUUAAUUCCUAAAGUGAAGGCACCUUUCGUGCUGUUUUAUCUGUCUGUCUUAUAUGGGGUAGUCUGUAUGAUCACAAGACUCUGAACACAAGGCAAAUGGCUAAAACAAAAAAAUGGUCUCUUUGUGAGGGGGAACAAAUAACACUGUUCAUUUUCUUUCAGUUUGACCUUGUUUCAGACAUGUUUUUCUAUUUUAAAAUGUUUAUUUUUGCAAAUGAGAAUGCCAAAAGCCAAGUCUAAGCCAAGAGCACUGACAAAGACAAAUAAGAGAUGCACUCUUCGAUGUUCCUCAGUUUGUGUGUUUUCAUUUAUUAUCAGCACUUAUAAAACUGUUAAUAUUAAGACAUUAUAUAAAAUGCCUUGAUUUAUACCACCAGCGUUUGUAAACAUUAGCAGCAAAACUGCCCUGACCAGUCUGAUAAAAUGCUUUAAACUCUCCUUCUGUCAACAUUUGUCAAUUCCAAAGAUGGGGACGCUAUCUGCUAAACUGUUGGAAGUGGAUAAUUUAUUUACUUUUUAAAUGCAAUGUUGACCUCUGUAUCUCAUCCGUAAGCUGGAUGUAUUCAUUUCCCAUAGCAUUUAUGUUUUGUACUUGAGCUGAAAAGACUGUUAUUCCUCCUGUGUUCUCUCCAUCUGCUCAACUCAUUAAAGACAACGGCAAGAAUUUUAAUUUGAGUGUUGUUGCUGCAGAUAUGCGUGGACCAAUAACUACAAAUGUCCUUGUGUGUGUUUUUGUGUGUGAUCCCAGCAGGAGUUAAAAAGAAGGCAAAGUUAGGUUAAGGAUAUAAUGAAAGCGGGCAUUAGUAAAAAGCUUGAUGUAGAAACUAACUUUUACCAACAUUAUUUCCAUAAAAUUAACUUUUUUCAUAAUUUCCGAGGUUCGGCCUUUUUGAUAGUUGAUAGAAGAUUGUCUUAUGAUGUUAGGGGCUUUUUGUUUUUAGCUAAUUCUGUUAUUUCCUUCUACCAAGCAUAUAUUGAGAAAAUGUGAUUAAAAUGACAACAGAUAAGUAUUGAAAGAUGUUCCAAGAUGUUCUAUUAUCAAUUAUUCUUAGCAUUAAGUUUAGUUUAGUUUUUCUUUGCUUAGGUUUAUCUUAUGUAAGCACAACACAGCUUCAUGUUGUGCUUGUAGUAAGAAGUUCAGGAGCCCCUUACUACAAGUGCAGACAGGAGCGUUAAAUGUCCGGUAACUUAAAAAUAGUUAUUUAGAGACCUGUUAAUCUGCCCCAAAAUACUCAAAGGCAACAAUGGAAAAUGAGGCAAAAUAAUAAGGAAAUCCAUUUACAGAAGAAUUUAAAAAAAAAAAACUAAAUGGUCAAUCUAACAAUGCAUGAAUAAAACAAAGGAGUAUGAACUGUGGAAGCCAAAAAGGGGAUUUUAUAGGUACUUUUAGAGCAAAAAUGGGAACAUAG
Messenger RNA from Cyprinodon tularosa, 5227 nucleotides. RefSeq names its product G protein-coupled receptor 61 (gene gpr61). The transcript is spliced from 2 exons. Gene Ontology annotation, molecular function: G protein-coupled receptor activity. Lineage: Eukaryota; Metazoa; Chordata; Actinopteri; Cyprinodontiformes; Cyprinodontidae. Gene Ontology annotation, cellular component: endosome; signaling receptor complex; plasma membrane. The record is from RefSeq and is a predicted model, not a curated record. Bases 643 to 2055 code for a protein of 470 amino acids. Gene Ontology annotation, biological process: G protein-coupled receptor signaling pathway.